CAUCCGACGUUUCCCUUGCCGACGAACCUCUCUCUCUCUCUCUCUCUCUGAGAUCGACGUCGCUCCUUUCUCCGUCCCCCAACGGGUAAACGCCGACCGGAAAUCCAUCUCCGAAGAAAAAUGACUAAGAGAGUUCACCCAAACUUACCCGUACUUGAAUCCCCCAAACCAAUGCUCUCCACCUCCGGCGAUCGCUGCUCUCCUCCUCCGCCGACACCGCCGGAGACGGCUCCAGUGACCCUCACCGUAUGGCGAAAGUCGCUUCUCUUUAACUGCAACGGGUUCACCGUCUUCGAUUCGAAGGGAAAUCUUGUCUUCCGCGUCGACGAGUACGCCAAAUCUGGCAAUAAGGGCGAGAUCGUCCUCAUGGACGCCGCCGGCAGCCCCCUCCUCACCAUUCGUCGAAAGAAACUGAGCCUGGGAGAACACUGGCAGAUCUACGAUGGUGAGGAGUUGGCGAACCCUCUCUUCUCCGUUCGAAAGCACGUGAAAUUCAUUCAAUCAAAGUCGCUGGCGCACGUGAUUCCUUGUGGUUCGCCGCCGGCGACGGCGAGCGGCAGCGAUACCGGCGCGGGGUUCGAGAUCGAGGGCUCGUACGCGCAGCGUUGCUGUCUGGUGUACGACGAGAAGCGGCGGGUGGUGGCGGAGAUCCGGCGAAAGGAGCUGGCCGGAGGAGUAGCGUUUGGGCUCGAUGUUUUCCGGCUUGUUGUACAGCCCGGAUUCGAUGUUGCGGUUGCGAUGGCGCUUGUUAUUCUUCUAGACGAGAUGUUUGGAGCUAAGAGUUCGCCGAUCUGAAUUUAGGGUUUAGGGUUCCGCCAUUUUUUUUGGUUGUGAAGCUAUUGGAGUGUGAAGAUGGUGACUGGUAAGAUCAAAUGGUUUCUGCUUCUACUUCGUGUAACAGGAGUUUGAACAUUUCUGGGAUUAAAGUUUAAAAAAUAAAAAAUGUCUCCUUUUUUUAUUA
Dendrobium catenatum is the source of this 961-nucleotide messenger RNA. Its product is annotated as protein LURP-one-related 8-like. The record is from RefSeq and is a predicted model, not a curated record. NCBI's taxonomy places the organism in Eukaryota, Viridiplantae, Streptophyta, Magnoliopsida, Asparagales, Orchidaceae. The coding region runs from base 121 to 795 and encodes 224 amino acids. The transcript is spliced from 2 exons.